Messenger RNA from Zophobas morio, 6180 nucleotides. RefSeq names its product inactive rhomboid protein 1-like (gene rho-5). Gene Ontology annotation, molecular function: serine-type endopeptidase activity. The transcript has 14 exons. Lineage: Eukaryota; Metazoa; Arthropoda; Insecta; Coleoptera; Tenebrionidae. Gene Ontology annotation, biological process: regulation of protein secretion; regulation of epidermal growth factor receptor signaling pathway. The coding region runs from base 677 to 4828 and encodes 1383 amino acids. The record is from RefSeq and is a predicted model, not a curated record. Gene Ontology annotation, cellular component: endoplasmic reticulum membrane.
UCGCGUAGUCGGCCACAAGUCGCGAUAUUUCGCCAUUUUUGUUAAAUAUGUGGGUACCAGCCCGACCCAGCCGCGUCUAGGCCGCCCAGCGAGCCUUCGGUGCAGCUCCCCGGAGGAAUCCGGCCCGGAGCCCGCGAUCCGCGCCGCCAUCUCGGCCCCCGGCGCCUCCGCCACGGCUUUGUUUUGAGGGCGUCCAUCGCCAGUGCUAAACCCAGUGCCCAUGCCGGCCAGUGCCCGUCUCCCGCUAAUCCAUAGUGCGUUGGGUGCGUCGGCCGCUCUCGCGGAAAUUUCAGCCCAGCGCCUUCGCCAUUUUGUGCUCUAGGCGUAUACAGCCGUGUUGACACAAAUAACAACAGCUUGGGAGUGGGUUCUCGGAACUGGGUCGAAAUUUCCGUGGUGCGAAAGCAGUGACCGGUUUAUAUCGUAUGCAUGGAUAAGUGUGGGAUUACGCCCGGCGGCCUGUAAUGGACGGGGCCCUUCGCUCCUCUUGAAGUCAGUAGACGGUUUCGGGCCAGGGCCGGACUCGGCCUAACGCUGUUGUGUUGCAGGGCCGGAAGCGGGAUCAUGUGGUAGGCGGGGCUGGGGGGUGUAGCCCCCCUGUAGAACUGGCGCCGCCAUCACGGAUCACCACGGCGACCGUCACAGAUGUCCUGACAGCGGGGCCAGGGCCUCCAGAAUGCCGGUGGAAGAGGAUUAUGGCCGAAGACAGAUCGCGCUACAGCAGUCGCCGGCGCCGGCGCAGUGCGAGCACCGCUACGCCAGCGACAAGAACCUGCUCGAGCCGGCCGACCGCUACUCGGACAGGUUCGGCUCGGAGCGCAGCGGCUCGGAUCGUUUGCCGUCGGGCGAGCGGUACCAGGGCGCGUCGGAGCGGUACCCGCUGGGGGAGCGGCCGCAGACGUCCGUGUCGUCCGAGCGCCUGCAGCCGGAGGAGAGGAGGGGGGACUUCCAGGAGAGGUACCACUACGCCACGUGCCAGCGGUACGCGCCGGUGGGCAGUCUGGAUAGGUACCACACCGUGGACCGCUACUCGCGCACGAGCACGCCCACGGAUAGAGCCGCGGCCGACCGCUACACGCCCGUCGACAAGUACCAGGAGGGCGAAAGGCACAACUCGGCGCAGAGCGUAUGCUCGAUCGAGCGGUACACGCCCACGGAACGACACAGGACGGGCAAGAUCAGGGAGCGGUCGGCCAGCUCGGAACGCAAGGGCGAGCAGCGCUACCAGUACCAAAACAGGUACGAGCAGUACGUCCCGGACCGGUUCCCCGCCAUCCCGUGCCCCGAGCGCUUCGCGACCCAAGAACGAGCCGAGCGGGUGCCCUUUACGCAAGUACCUUACAUGGAACCACCUUCUCCGGCUCCGGCGAGCGACCGGUUCGUGCCGCCGCCGCCGCUGUCUCCAGAAAACACGCCUAGUCCGGACUGUUUCCCCAACAACGCUUUCCCUUCUCCCACCAACACGGUCCCACCGCCCGAUCGCUUCAUCCCACCGCCGCCGCUGUCACCCUCGCCCACGGAGAAGUACUCCCCCAAGAAACUAGACCGGUACGACAAGCGCUACUACGACCGGUACCACAGACAGUACUACCCGAACGACCGCUACCACGUGAAUACCGACCGCUUCGUCAGCAACGACAGAUACAUCCCUCCCAACGCGCACAUGCCGGUGGAACGGUACGUGCCCCAGCAGCAGGAACCCUACUACAACUACCAGUCGUACGAGCGCUACCCCAAGUACAACGCCAACGACCCCUACAUGCGGCGCGACCUCGCCUUCCACUACCGACUGCCCUUGCCCUACCCCUCCAACCAGUACCAGCGGAUGCGCUACUCGCACAUGGGCACCCCGAACCGCGUCAAGUGCUGCCAGUACCAGGACGGCUACCAGCUGUCCAAGUCCAGUCCGGGCUCGAGCUCGAGCAGCUCGGUCACGAGCCAAACCAACAAGGACUUGCACCCGAAGGAAGUACCGUGCGUCAACAACUCGAGUCUUCAAGAAAUGCAGUGCCAAAGCUACCAGACGUGUGCGUACCAGCAGGAGAAGGGGACGCAGUGCGGGAAAGAGUGCAGCGUCGGGUUUGUGUCGCCUAACUUACGAGCGAAAGGACAAUGCCGGCACAGUAUUUGCGCCAGUCCGAGUGUGGAGUACGUGGGGGCGUCGGGCGGCAGGCACGUGUGCGCCACGCCGCCCCCGAGGGGCAGCAUCGGCUCGGCGGAGGGCGCCGUGUGCAACGACAACUGCUGCGCGAGGAGGGCGCAGAACUCCCUCACGGUCGCCGUCUGGCGUGCAACUGCCCCGCCGCAGCAGCAGCAGCCGCCGCCGCCCCAGCCCCAGCAACCGCAGCAACCCAGCCAAGCAUCGCCGCCACAACAGCGUACAGCUACACCAGUCGCUGAUGAUGUAUCAUCAUCAGAACCGAAACCAACCGAAACACCAGAACUUAGACAGGCCCAGCUCUCGCCGCCCGCCGCCGCCAAGCUUCCGUCGCCCGCACAAAGGCCGGUGUCGUCGACGCCGCCCGCCGAGAGGUCGCGGAUACAGGCAAGGUACCCGCAGAACGAGAACCUGGUGGCGAACCGGCCGCCGCUGGCGCGGCUGAGGUCGCGCAAGGAGGUGGUGAAGAAGUACGUGAAGAAGGAGACGGCGCUUUUUUUCGGCGUGGACAAGGAGAGCGAGGAGCGCCAGCAGCGGAGGUGGUUCGAGAGGAGGCUGAGGAUGGCGGCCAGGUGUUACGGGCCCUUGAAGGACGAGUACAGGAACGUGGGACAAACGCACAGAAGGGCGGUUUCGGAGGCGGCUUCGGGGCAACUGCAGGCCGAGAGGCCUGACGUUCUUCCGGGGCCGAACGACGUGCCGGACACGGGUCAGGAGCGGCUGAACGAGGGAUCGAGACGGAGGAAGGAAUCGGUGGCGAAGAUGACGUGGGACGGAGUUUCGUAUCUUGUUACGGCGGUGGCUGGGGCCAGACCGAGGAGGCGGUGGCAGCAGAACAGGAUGUCGAGGAGUUUCCCUCCGGACGUCCCGUAUAGCACGACCAGCAUAGACGAGGAGACGUUUUUUCAGAAGCCGAUGGCUCCGACGUCGCCCAGGCCGCAGGAAGAAGGUGAUACAUCCGACCGAGGUGGCGUCCACGAGUCCACCGCCCACCAGCCGUACCGAGAGCGUCCAGUGGUGCGCCCCGGCUCCGGCGGCUGGAGACGAGACCCCCACGUGGUGCCCCGCCACGAAGGCCAAACCCGGCCCUCGGUGGGCGGAUCGAGAGUAUACUCCUCCCUCCUCGACAACGUCUUAGACAACUCCAACCGGCGCCAGUACGGAAUGGGCUGGGUCGGGCGAAUGUUCGGGAAAUCGACGCAGAAACCCCUUGCUCAAGAAGAAAAGACUUCGCGCCACGUCGACCACAUGGAGGACCACAGACCGAUGUUCACUUACUGGGUCACCAUAGUACAAAUCUUGGUAUUGUAUACAACUUUGAUGUGUUACGGCUUCGCCCCGUUCGGGGUCGACAUGCAGUCGCGGUCCGGGCAGGUCCUCGUGGCGAGUCUGUCGCUCCAGCAGGUCGACUACACCGAGCCGGCGAAUUUUUGGGGCGGACCCAGAGCCAGCGACUUGAUCCAUCUGGGGGCGAAGUUCGCGCCGUGCAUGAGGGUAGACGACAGGAUAGCGCACCAGAUUGAUAAGAUAAGGGCGAAGGAGCGGGAAACGGCGUGCUGUAUCAGGAACGACGGCUCCGGGUGCGUGCAGUCGUCGCAGGCGGAUUGCUCAUUGAGAGGAUUACGACCAUCGAAAAACAUUCCAAAGUGGAAAAAAUGGAGCGCCGGGGACGCCGGCCCGGGCGGCCGAAUCUCGGGGUCCGUGUGUGGACUGGACCCGAAAUUUUGCGACGCACCUGCCAACGUGCACCCCUACGAAUGGCCCGACGACAUCACAAAAUGGCCGAUUUGUCGCAAAACUAACACGGCUUUCUCCACGAAGCGUAGUGGAAGCAGGGACAAAAGCGCCGAGCAUAUGAUUUGUGAGGUCAUCGGUCAUCCGUGCUGUAUAGGAAUUCAGGGACAGUGUAAAAUAACGACGAAAGAGUAUUGCGACUUCGUGCGGGGGACGUUUCACGAGGAGGCGUCAUUGUGUUCACAGGUGUCUUGCCUCAACGACGUGUGCGGAAUGCUGCCGUUCUAUUUCCCCGAAACGCCCGAUCAGUUCUAUAGGGUCUGGAGCUCGCUGUUUCUCCACGCCGGCAAACUCCACCUGGUCGUGACCAUCCUCAUCCAGUACUUCUUGAUGCGCGACCUCGAGAAGCUCACCGGCAGCCUCCGCAUCGCCAUCAUCUACAUCGGCUCAGGUGCGGCGGGCAACCUGGCCAGCGCCAUCUUCGUGCCGUAUCGAGCCGACGUGGGCCCCGCCGGCUCGCACUUCGGUCUGCUGGCGUGCUUGAUCGUGGAGGUGCUGAACGCGUGGCCUCUGCUCAAGCACCCCACCCAGGCGUUGUGCAAGCUCCUCUCCAUCACUCUGCUCCUCUUCCUCAUCGGUCUGCUGCCCUGGGUCGACAACUACGCCCACCUCUUCGGCUUCGUCUUCGGUUUCAUUCUGUCGUACGCCCUGCUGCCGUUCAUCUCGUUCGGGGCGUACGAGAGGCGGAAGAAGGUCGUGUUGAUCUGGGUCUGCUUGCUAUCCGCCGGGUUCCUCUUCAUCUCGCUGGUGCGGCUCUUCUACUUCAUUCCCGUGUACGACUGCAAGAUCUGCUCGUACUUCAACUGCAUCCCCUUCACGCGGGACUUCUGCGCCUCGCAGAACAUCCACUUCAAGCGGGAGGAGCCCGUAGUAUGACGAAAGAUUUCACGGUUUGUAACCGUUUUGAGUUUUGUUGUGUUCGAUGGGUUUUGUUGCUUUUGGUUUUACCCUGACCUGACGCGGCGCGGUGGAAAGUGGUGUUGUGAUAAUACAAGACAGUGCAGAAACUGCGAUUUAAAACAUGUGAUACAGACUAUAUCGGUAUAUUUAAGACGUUCAUUUUAAGAUAUGUGCAAUGAAUUUGUUUAUGUUGGCAACGAAACUCAGCUACAAUGAACUCGGUUCGCUUUGGCUUGGUUCCGACGUUUACCCGAACAAGCUUGGAUGUUUGCUUCAUGGAGUUACCAAAAAGUGCCCUUUCAUGUUUACUCGUUUAGGCAUUCGGUUCUGUUUUUACCCUUUCGUGCUGGGAUCACCCUCAGGGGGCAUCCCCGAACUUAUUGAAGCAAACAGCGACCGGCAGAUCGAUGGAUAUGUAACCAUUUACAAUAGACUCAUUUAUAUGUGUUUAAUUAUAAAUUUAUCAAGAGAUAUUUUCAUCACUACUAUAGAAACUCUGUAUAAAUUAUAUAAGCAUGGAUGAUGUGUAUAUACGCAGUAUGGUGGUGUUAAUGUUAAUUUUUGUAAGAUUACCCCUCUGAGAUAAAAGUCUUUAUUUGUCUACAUAAAAACUUCACUUUGUUGUAUCCAAGGGGGGCGGCGAGCCCAUACUCGAUACCUGUACCCGGACCCAUGACCGGGUGCUGCGUUUCGGUGUGCGCGACGCGCACACCCCCACCGGCCGGCCCGCCAACGUUCCGACGAUAUUCUAACAAAAUUGCCAAAAUUCGAAAUCAUUUGUGCUUCGUCUUCUCGGUUUGGCGAACGUUGCCGAGAUCGGCCGAGCCGACUACCCACGAUAUAUAUUAUAAUGUAAUGAUCGUAACGUCUGUAGAGUUGCGUUUAUCGUUUGCCCCAACCGCAUGGUCUUGCUCUCGUUUCGAUUUUUGACGAAUCCAUCAUGUGAUCUCCUCGAGCAUUUGAAUUUUGUCCGUAUCAUAGCCAGUGAUGUAAAUCGAUUUUAUAACUACAGUAGCUAUUUAUAUUUGUGUAGGCUUUGAUUUUUUGACAUUUUGACUGAUAUUCAAUAUCAAUGUACACUGCAAUUGUACAAAAGUUGCGCUGGUUCUUUUCGGAUGAUAAAUUUACGACUUUUGUAACGCUUUUUACCGAAAUCAGUCGGUCGACAGGGCCGUCUUGAUCGUUUUCCAAACAGACGUUGCAUUGUGUAUUACGACUGACGAUUAUAUUACGUUUCAACAAUUGUACAGUUACAUUGUAAUAUUAUAAAAUCAGGUGUUAUCACUAAGACCAAGCCUUAACAUUAUAAUAAUAUAAUAAAUUACUUC